AUGGAUCCUUCCAUCAAGCCCUACAAGAUUUCCGUGCCGGAUUCUGAGAUCGAGAACCUGCACGCGAAGUUGGAUCUAGCCAAGUUCCCAUCAGAGAUACCACUCACCGUGAACUGGGACUACGGAGCGCCCGUCUCACACAUCAAACGCCUCGCUAGUCACUGGCGCCAUGGCUAUGAUUGGCGCGCUGCGGAGGCCAAGUUGAACGAAGUACCGCAGUACACGACCACAAUCUCAGUGGACGGCUUCGGCGAUCUCGAGAUUCACUUCGUCUGGCAGAAGAGCAAGCAACCUCAGGCCGUCCCGCUAUUGUUCUGUCACGGCUGGCCGGGCAGCUAUUAUGAGGUUCUCAAAAUUCUCCCGCUUCUCACGAUGGCGACAAGCGGGAUCUCGUUUGACGUUGUCGCGCCUUCUCUUCCAAACUUCGGGUUCUCCGAAGGUCCUGACAAGCCUGGCUUCCGUAUCCCUCAGUACGCCGAGGUCAUGCACAAGGUGAUGCUCAAAUUGGGUUAUGAGCAAUAUGUGACCCAGGGCGGUGACUGGGGGUUCUCGAUCACACGGUUCAUGGGUCUCAACUACCCAGACCAUGUCCUCGCCUCGCAUAUCAACAUGGCCUCUGCCAGUCCGCCUUCUCUUUUCAAGAACCCGCUACAAUAUCUCAAGAGCCUGUGGCCAUACACCGAACAAGAGAAGAAGGGCAUCGAGAGAUCACAAUGGUUCGCGCGCGAGGGCUUCGGCUAUAACCUUGAACAACAAACGCGGCCGGCAACCGUCGGCUUGGCGUGGGCCGACUCUCCCGUGGCCCUCCUCGCCUGGAUCUACGAGAAGCUGCAUGACUGGACCGACGAAUACCCAUGGACGGACGAUGAGAUUCUCACAUGGAUCUCCAUCUACCAGUUCUCGAGGGCUGGUCCGGAAGCGAGCGCCAGGAUCUACUAUGAGAUGAGGCACCCGACGAAGCACACGGAGCCAAUGCAGUGGAUCCCCAAAGUCAAACUGGGCGUUUCCAUCUUUCCCAGGGACCUUUUCGUCCCACCCAUCAGCCAUGCGAAGACACUUGGGCCGGUUGUGUUCGCUGUGACACACGGAGACGGCGGACACUUUGCCGCACACGAGAGGCCUGAGAUACUGGCUAAGGACUUGAGGCAGAUGUUUGGCAAGGGUGGAGGGGCUCACGACGUGUCGCAGAAGAUUUUGAAGAACAGAAUCCAGGCCAAGUUGUAG
Messenger RNA from Colletotrichum karsti, 1224 nucleotides. RefSeq names its product epoxide hydrolase. The coding region runs from base 1 to 1224 and encodes 407 amino acids. Gene Ontology annotation, biological process: epoxide metabolic process. The transcript has 3 exons. Gene Ontology annotation, molecular function: epoxide hydrolase activity. The record is from RefSeq and is a predicted model, not a curated record. NCBI's taxonomy places the organism in Eukaryota, Fungi, Ascomycota, Sordariomycetes, Glomerellales, Glomerellaceae.